AUGCCGAAAAUAGCGGCUGCGUGGUAUGAAAUGGGCGAGGAGAGGCUUGACAAUACCAACUACGCUCAACGCAUGAACGAGGUCGAAAUGGACACUUUUAUAGAGCGAAUCGAACUGCCAGAGCGCGAAUUGAAUUGGGUAUUAGGAGGUGGAGUGGUGGCCGGCUCACUAACGCUCAUGGCAGGAAAUCCUGGUGUCGGCAAAAGCACACUUGCGCUACAGAUGGCAAAUAUGCUUGCAAAUCAUUCGGCAAUGCAAGAGCGAGGAGUCGUGUAUGUUUCGGGUGAAGAAAGUGCUCUACAGGUUCGAAUGCGUGCAGAUCGACUCGGAUCCCUGAGUAAAAGUCUGUUCGUGGCUAGUGAGACCAAUUUGGACUCGGUAUUUCAAUUGCUUGAAGAAGGAAGUCGACGCGACGCAAGCAGUAAUGAGUAUACGGGAUUUGGCGCUGUGGUGGUAGAUUCGAUUCAGACCAUGUACGCGGAUGAUAUUCCUUCUCCUGCAGGUACUGUCAAUCAAGUAAAAGAGUGCACUCUUCGCUUGCUUCGGCUGGCAAAGUCACGUGGCGUGCCUGUCAUUUUGAUUGGCCAUGUGACCAAGAGUGGUGAUAUCGCUGGCCCAAAAGUUCUUGAGCACAUUGUAGAUACCGUCAUAAAUCUAGAGGGGGAUCCACAAAGUGCUCGUCGGUUCCUUCGCUGCCAGAAAAACCGUUUUGGUAACACUAGUGAGGUUGGAGUCUUCAAUAUGACUGGUGCGGGCCUUCAACCAUUGCCGAAUCCUCUCACGGCUUUCGUCUCGUCACUUAGUGCAGACGAUGGAAGUGAAUGUGACGAAGAUGAAAACAGAGAACCCGAGAGUGAGACUCUAGACGGGUGUUGUGUUACCAUUGCUAUGGAAGGUAAUCGCCCGAUUCCCGUUGAAAUUCAAGCUCUAGCGAACUCGACGCGAUACGACAUGGAUACUGGGUGGGGUGGCGGUCAGUCAUUUUCAAAAGUACGUGGUGUUGGUGUGGCGUUCGACAAGCUGUUGCUGUUGCUCGCCGUGUUAGAAAAGCGCGCCAGAGUAUCUUGUCGCAAUCAAAGUGUCUUUGUAAAUAUUGCGGAGGGCUACACCAUCCAGGAACCAGCGGCUGAUCUUGCACUGGCUGUGGCGCUGGCAAGCUCGGUCUUAAAGCGUCCUGUCUUAAAACGAACCGCAUUUUUGGGUGAAGUCUCGCUGUCAGGUCACGUACGUCCCGUUAAAAUGCUCGAAUCGCGACUCUCGGCAGCGCAGAAAAUUGGAUUAGAAGUAUGCGUGAUUCCCAAAGAGAACGAUCAAGCAACCCGUCGCGCUUUGAAAAAAAUUUUUACAAACACAUUAACUGUGAUCGAGGUAACAACCCUGUCACAAGCCUUGAAGAUCGCGGUUCGUUCUCCGACGAUCACGUCCAUUCAUUCCCGCCUGCCUCGAUGGAACAACCAUGAAGAAGAAAGAUAG
This is a messenger RNA of Plasmopara halstedii, 1473 nucleotides long. RefSeq names its product dna repair protein. Gene Ontology annotation, molecular function: ATP-dependent DNA damage sensor activity; ATP binding; ATP-dependent peptidase activity. NCBI's taxonomy places the organism in Eukaryota, Oomycota, Peronosporomycetes, Peronosporales, Peronosporaceae. The record is from RefSeq and is a predicted model, not a curated record. Gene Ontology annotation, biological process: recombinational repair; proteolysis. The transcript has 3 exons. Bases 1 to 1473 code for a protein of 490 amino acids.